Thyridium curvatum is the source of this 1881-nucleotide messenger RNA. RefSeq lists its product as uncharacterized. Gene Ontology annotation, cellular component: mRNA cleavage and polyadenylation specificity factor complex. The record is from RefSeq and is a predicted model, not a curated record. The transcript is spliced from 3 exons. NCBI's taxonomy places the organism in Eukaryota, Fungi, Ascomycota, Sordariomycetes, Thyridiales, Thyridiaceae. Gene Ontology annotation, molecular function: protein binding. The coding region runs from base 1 to 1881 and encodes 626 amino acids.
AUGUCUUACGAGCCUCGUGGGGAUCACGGAGGUGAUCGAGGAGGCUUCAGAGGCGGCGACGGUGGCCAGGAUGGGGGUCACAUGAGAGCAAGAGGACGGCGUCCUGUCACCGACUAUGGCGCCACCCUGGUGCACUGGAUGCGCGAUCGUCGCCCGCGAUACAGGGGCGCAUAUACUGGCGAGCUCGAACGGCCAAGCCAGAGUUAUAUAGUCGAUAUGCUACCGCCUUAUGCAAGGACAGCCAGUCCCGCAGACACGGUGCCUACACGGCAUCUUCAUCAGUCUCUCAACAAAAUCAGGCAUCCUGUCAAUGUUGUGCGCUGGACACCCGAGGGUCGGCGGCUCUUGACAGCCUCGAGCAGCGGCGAGUUCACGCUCUGGAAUGGUACCGGCUUUAACUUCGAGACCAUCAUGCAGGCUCACGACGCUGCUAUUCGGGCCCUGUCCUACUCCCACAGUGACGACUGGCUCAUCUCGGCAGAUCACGACGGUGUCAUCAAGUAUUGGCAGCCAAACUUCAACAACGUCGAGAGUAUCCGUGGUCACCAUGAUCCCAUCCGGGACCUUGCUUUCAGUCCCACAGAUUCCAAGUUCGUCACAGCUUCCGAUGACUCGACCCUCAAGAUCUUCGACUUUGCUGGCGGCGUCGCCGAGUCCUCAUUGACAGGCCAUGGCUGGGACGCGAAGAGCUGCGAUUGGCAUCCUACCAAGGGCCUCAUUGUGUCAGGAUCAAAGGACCAUCUCGUCAAGCUAUGGGACCCAAGGACGGCCCGCUGCCUCACCACGCUGCAUGGCCACAAGAACACCAUCACCAAGACCUUAUUUGAGCGCGUUCGGGGUCUCUGCUUAGCGACCUCGGCUCGAGACCAGACCGCCAGAGUCUUCGAUCUUCGUAUGAUGCGCGAUAUCUGUCUUUUGCGUGGCCAUGAGAAGGAUGUGUCUACCUUGGCCUGGCACCCAGUUCAUUCCAACCUUCUGACCACCGGUGGAGGCGACGGAUCAUUGUUCCAUUAUCUUCUCGACGAGCCAAACACUCCCCCUGGGCAUGCAACAUCCGUGGCUCCAUACGAUAGCCCGGAUCCUUCCACGGCCCCUGCCCAAGCUAUCUACCCAGCACACAAGAUCCCUUAUGCACACGACUUCGCCAUCUGGUCAUUAGACUGGCAUCCUCUGGGCCACAUUCUUGUAUCGGGCUCUAAUGAUCGGAUCACUCGGUUCUGGACACGAGGGAGACCAGGCGAUACCGAUGUGUCGCAUGACAGGUUCCAUAUCGGCGAGGCUGCUGCCGAAGCCCAUGGAACCUGGGAUCGUCGUGGUGGCCGUCGGCAACGGCAGGAAGAGGAAGAGCAAGAGAUGGAGGACGAGAUGGAGGGCCUGGUCGAUCAGAAGAUGCCCAUCAAGCAGCCAGCAUCUGCGUUCCCGGGCCUGCCUGGUCUAUCCUUGCCACAGCAUCCGUCCUCGGGAGCAGGCGCUCCCCCAGCAAUACCUGGUAUGGGCAACGCACCAGCAACCGCCCCGCCACCCCCAUUGCCUUUCCCGCCGCCCCCGGGCUUCACCGGCAUGCCUCCGCCCAUCCCCGGAAUGGACCCAAACAACCCUCCGGAUCCGGCAAAGAUGCUGGAGAUGAUUCAAAAAGCGGGCCUGCAGCUUCCGCCACCCGGUUCUCUGCCCCCAGGGAUGCUGCCACCUGGGUUGAUCCCGCCUCCGCCGAAUUUUGCGUUGCCGCCUGGCUUCCCUCCUCCGCCUCCUGGCAUGUCUCUCCCGGGAGCUGGAUCGGAUGCGGAAAGCGAAGCCAACAAGCGACGAAGAGGACCCCUGCCGAGCCAGGAAGAGAGCUUGCGUCUGGAGCAAAGCAAGGGAAACUAUACACGCGUACGAUAA